AAUGUCAUUCUUAUUUGAUUGUACAUACUUUUUGAUUUGGUGAUGUUGUCGUAUUUAUCCAAUUAAAUUUUAAUUAUUCGACAAACCUUUAAAAUAGUUAUAUAAAAUAGUUCCAUUUAUUCAUAUCCGAGUGAUAUUCGGAAUAUUCAGCAGGCUGUAUAAGUUUUUGGUAGAGUUUGGUCAUUUGUGAAUAAAAAAAAAACAAUUUGUACAGUUGAUCCACGUAACUCUGUGAAAUUAUAUAUUUUCAAGUUGAAUUUCAUUAUUGAGUCAUCACGGCGGGUCGAAGCGGCAGCAUGCGUCGAGCCAGGGAUGGCUAUCCAUAUCAGCCUAUACCCCGGGCUCCCACAGACGAUGUGCUCGAACACGAAAACGAAAGGAUGGCUGGAGAGCUUGGCGAAAAAAUAUCUACAUUGAAACAUAUGUCGAUAGAAAUCGGCAAUGAGGUGCGAUAUCAAGACAAAAUUUUACGAGGAUUGGAUGAUGAUGUAGACAGAAGCUCUGGCUUUCUCGGCAAAACCAUGGGAAGAGUACUCAGACUUGGCAAAGGAAAUCACAACUAUUACAUAUUUUAUUUGUUCAUCUUUUCAAUUUUCGUGUUUUUCUUGCUGUAUAUUGUAUUAAAAUUCAGAUGAUUUAUUAUAGUAGGGUAUAUAAUGUGUCUGGAUCGGGAUUUGGAAGAUUUAUGUAAAUAUUGCCUUGUUUUAGGAAUCCUUAUUUAAUUAUUUUGUAAUAAAUAAAAUUGUAUAAAGAAAUUUUGAUUUUCAUUCAUUUAUUAUUUAAAUAACUAUUGAACUUAAUAUAAUGUUGAUCAGUAAUCAGCUUUAUUAGAAAAAAUAAAAACAAAUUAUACUUAUAAUUAUUUAAUAUAUGCUGCAAUAACUUUUACACAAUAACUGUUAACAGACCUUCAUAAAUUUUAUCCAGAAUCGGAAAUCUCAUACAAUUCCUGUAAAGUCUUGCAAUUAUGUUCACUAAACCCAUUUUGUUUCACAGCAAUAUAUACUCUACUAGUAGUUUUUGAUUUUCUUGAGCAUCCAUAAGCUGUAUCAAUGAGAAGUGCUGUAACACCACAAGCAUUUUGAAAAUUAUCACUACAGUAUGCACUUAAAUCAUCUAAAAUAAUCGUCGAUGGAAUAGUUUGCCAAUCUGGUAACGUUGCCACACCUUCGAUAAGUGUGUGUAAGUUAG
Molecule: messenger RNA, 1191 nt
Organism: Maniola jurtina (meadow brown)
Lineage: Eukaryota; Metazoa; Arthropoda; Insecta; Lepidoptera; Nymphalidae
Gene: Bet1
Product: BET1 homolog
Exons: 1
Coding region: 297-635 (112 amino acids)
Biological process (GO): vesicle fusion with Golgi apparatus; endoplasmic reticulum to Golgi vesicle-mediated transport
Cellular component (GO): Golgi trans cisterna; SNARE complex
Molecular function (GO): SNAP receptor activity
Source: RefSeq, a predicted model, not a curated record